AUGAGUAAUACACAUGAAACGUGUCACAGUAACGCACACAUGGACAUAUUAACAUUCGUCGAUAGUCUAGUACAGGGAAAUGGCAGCCUGCGUUUGUUCCGAGUAUUAACAUUGUGCUAUUCUAUUCUCCCCGGCAACGUAGCUGAAUCAGUGGUAUUGGAACGCGAGGCCGAAUCGACUCUCACAUUCGCCGAGGGAGCCAACCGCGCGUACGCAGGCCAUAUGACCCUGAAAUUCUCACCAGAUGCCACAAGCACUAUGCAGCACCACAAGCACUACUGUCUGGAGGUCUCCGACAACUGCUCACCCACCGUUGAUCAUUGUAUUAUUCGCAGUGCUAGUGUUGGUGCACUUGACGAAGCCAUGAUGCAGGCGCUUGAACACGACAGUUACAACUUCCUUUUACGCCAUGAUAUUGGGUCUUCAAAAGACGUGCCCCAGGCUCAAAAGGCUUUCUAA
Molecule: messenger RNA, 459 nt
Organism: Pieris macdunnoughi
Lineage: Eukaryota; Metazoa; Arthropoda; Insecta; Lepidoptera; Pieridae
Source: the annotation of a GenBank genome assembly